UGUGAGCUGCGGCGCGUGCGCGAGCGGUGCAGCACCGGCCGCGGGAGCAGGGAGUAUUAUGGGCUGUGGGUGCCGCUGAGCAAGAUGGAGCUGUCUGCAGUGGGCGAGCGGGUCUUCGCGGCCGAAUCCAUCAUCAAACGGCGGAUUCGAAAGGGUCGCAUCGAGUACCUGGUGAAAUGGAAGGGGUGGGCGAUCAAGUACAGCACUUGGGAGCCGGAGGAGAACAUCCUGGACUCGCGGCUCAUUGCAGCCUUCGAGCAGAAGGAGAGGGAGCGUGAGCUGUAUGGGCCCAAGAAGAGGGGACCCAAACCCAAAACUUUCCUCCUGAAGGCCCGGGCCCAGGCAGAGGCCCUCCGUAUCAGCGAUGUGCACUUCUCUGUCAAGCCCAGCGCCAGUGCCUCCUCACCCAAGCUGCACUCCAGCGCAGCCGUGCACCGGCUCAAGAAGGACAUCCGCCGCUGCCACCGCAUGUCCCGCCGUCCCCUGCCCCGCCCGGACCCCCAGGGGGGUAGCCCCGGCCUGCGCCCCCCCAUCUCACCCUUCUCUGAAACGGUGCGCAUCAUCAACCGCAAGGUCAAGCCUCGGGAGCCCAAGCGGAACCGCAUCAUCCUGAACCUGAAGGUGAUCGACAAGGGCUCAGGCGGAGGGGGCGCCGGGCAGGGGGCCGGGGCCCUCGCACGCCCCAAAGUCCCCUCGCGGAACCGUGUCAUCGGCAAGAGCAAGAAGUUCAGCGAGAGCAUCCUGCGCACCCAGAUCCGCCACAUGAAGUUUGGCAGCUUUGCGCUGUACAACAAGCCCCCACCCGCCCCCCUGUCUCCACCGCCAGCUGGCAAGGCCGACCUCACUGCUUCCCAGGGCCCAGGGCUGCUCCUGGCCGCCCCCACCACCCCCUACGACGCCCGCAGCUCCAGCUCCUCAGGCUGCCCCUCACCAGCACCACCGUCCUCCUCCGAGCCUGACGAUGCACCCCCCAAGCUGCUCCCUGAGACCCUGAGCUCCCCCGCCACCGACUGGCGGGAGUCCGAAGUGCUUGACCUGUCCGUCCCCCCCGAGUCGGCGACCGCUAGCAAGAGGGCACCCCCUGAAGUCACUGCUGCCGCCAGCCCGGCUCUUCCCCCGGCCCCUGAGCCCGUCGGGACUGCCUCCGAGCAUGAGGCUGGGGACUGGCGCCCGGAGAUGUCGCCCUGCUCCAACGUGGUUGUCACCGAUGUUACCAGCAAUCUCCUGACAGUCACCAUCAAGGAAUUCUGCAACCCUGAGGAUUUCGAGAAGGUGGCAGCUGGGGUGGUGGGUGCCGCAGGGGGUGGUGGAGGCAGUGGGGCCAGCAAGUGAGGGGGCUCCACCCAGGAGGGGGUUUUGGGGGAGCCCUCCCGCCCAAAGUCACGCUUUUGUUCCCACCCCUGCCGUCACCCUCAGACCCCUCUGCCUGUGCUUUGCUUGUUUCAGACAGCUCGGUGUAGACCCUGGGAUAGGGCUGGGCAGCCGGAGCCCCGGAGCCCAGUGGGUAGGGGCAGUCCUGGAGCAGAGUGAGGGCCCCGAGGGCUCCCUUGUCUCUGGGCACCCUCCCUGCCCCAUGCACGGUGGGUCCUGCUGAAUGGUUUCCAGGGAGGCGCAGAACCUAGGGUUCAGCUGCCCCCUCCAUGUCCCACCCCCAGCUCUUCCCAGCUUGCUUCCUGCUCUCAAUGCACAGCAUCUGAUUUCUCGGUGCUAACCUGGCAGCUGUGGAGACCCCCCCAGGGUGGGCACGGACCCUUUCCUCCCAUCGAUGCUUGGGCAGAGACUGAGGCUGAGGCUGGAGGUGGGGUUCUUCUCUGUCCACUCUUGGACAAGGCCCAGCUGGGCCCCCUUAGCCCCCAUCCCUUGGUCUCCUCAUCCCCAUCUCGAAGGUGGGAGGAACUGGCAGGGGAUGCGCCUCGCCACUGCCUCCCAGCAUCCGAAGGUCCCUUCAGUUCUCGACCAAAGGUGCUAAAAGAACCUGCCGUGGAAACUUCCGAGCGUGCGUGUGCGUCCCCCUGCCCCACUCCUGCCUGUCUGUUCGCGUGUCCGUAUGUGCGUUGGCUUUCCAGGUGGCACCCUCCACGGCUCCUCGGAAUGAGCAGGGUCAUUGAAGGCCAGGACUUUCCCUUGCCCUCAGCCAGGCCUGGGAGCCCAGCUAGGUCUGAGGUGCUUGUUCUGGAAGCCUCCAGGCUUGCCUUCCCAGCCCAGGUGUGCCGGGGGCACUGGCCCCCAGGCCCUCUGCCUUCGGGGUGGUCAGCCCCAGCAGUUGGGCUGCAGACCUGGUGUGGUGGAGGCUGAGAAGAGGGGAGACCCCACCCCAAGCUUCCCCUUCCUCCUGGGUGUUUGCAGAGGAAGGUGGAAACCGUUCCUGGGGUCUCCCUGGCUUCCUGUGCCCCCACCUCUUCUGCUUCUGACUGUUGAGGCGUUCGGAGCCCAGCUGCUCGAAGCGGCGGGCGGCCUCUGGUGACCUGGGUGGCUUCUGUUCCCUCCUGCCGAGACCAAAGCCCAGGCUCAGGCCGGGCCUCGGGAGGGGCUGCAGAGAGGGGCCUGGGAGCCUCAGGAGGGUCAGGGUAUUGGUCCCAGAAGCCGGGAUGGGCCCGGCCCUCCUGGGGCCACGGGCGCCCUGCGGGAGGCAGCGCUGCCGGCCAGCCCUGGGUCACCGCCCGCGUGUGGGUUUGGCGCGGGCGACGUGUUCCCACGUGUAGCUUCCCAGUGCGCCCAGCGACUGCCGCCUCCCAUUGGGUUCUCAGCGGAAGGCAAAGCCGGAGGGAGGCCCAAGGGAGACCAGUCAGCUAAGGAAUGCGUUUUGUAUUCUUUCUCUUCUCCAGGCACCUCCCUGCCCAGGGGCUGCGGCUCCGCCCGUCCUGCCCCUCCCCCCAGGUUGAGGCGUUGGGGGCCCACCCCGGGCCCCUCCCCGCCCUGCCCUUCACGUAGGCUCUGUGGCCGUCCAAGUGCCAACCGGCUUCUCCCCCAAAUAAGGGCUGGUAUUUCUCCUCUGUCCGCAGAGGGGAUUUCCCCCCAAUCCCCCUUCCCCAGGUGAGUGCCCACCUGGGUGCCAGUUACAGGUGUUUCCAGAGACCAUAGAAAUGUGUUUUCCUGAGAGUCUGUGUCAUUCGUGACUUUUUUGUAAAGAAGUUGUGUUUUCAGAGGUGAUUUUAUGACAGGAAAGUGAAAGAAUUAGUUUUGCAAAAAACAAAAAAAGAGGAAAAAAAAGAAAAAAUAUUGUGGGAUUCCUCUGGGGUGGGGGGUGGGUGGGAAAGAUAUUUAAAGAAAAAAAUAGUAACGCAGUGAUUGCACAGGUGAGGGGCAAGGUCUGGAGAGGGGGUGCAGGCCCCAGCUGCCCCGGCUCAGCCUCCCGGCUUCCACCCCCUUCCUUGGCCCCAGGCAGGGCGAACCGCCCCCGUCCUUGCUGGGAGGGAAGGAUGACAGCUGGUCCCCAGGGAACUAGCCAGAAACUGUAGGGACAAGGCAAUUGGGGGCUGAGGGGAGCUGAGACUUGGGGCGGGGGCGGGGUGGGGGCCAGGAGGUCCUCGCCAUUGCUGGGACCCACUGGUGAUGGUUUUCUCCAGGAAGGCUGGUGAGUAAGUAGAGUUUGGUUUCUUGCUACCUUCUGUUCUUUUGUCAGCUCGUGGGGUCAUCAGGUCCCUACCCCACCCCCAGCCCCUAGGGGCAUCUCCUUCCCUGCUUCCCCAAAGACCUUGACACCCUUGAGUGUCCCUGGCCAGGGAUGCAGGAUUCAGGAAGGAAGACGCUGUGGACGCUGGGAGAAUCUUGGGUGGUGGCUCUUAGAGAGUGGGGUUAUGGGGAGAAGGGAAGACCAGUCCCUCCUCUCUCGGGCUUUCCUUGAGUGCGUUAUGCCCCUAAAUCCCAAGCUGGGUGGGCUGCCCUACCUUGGGUGCAUGCAGAGGUAUGCAGUCACCCUGCCUCGAGGUAGGCAGCUCCCCUGGAGUGGGGGCAGAGCAGGGGGCCGAGUGGGCAUGGGAGCAAAGCCAAGCAGAGCCUCUUUACCUCUCUCCCAGUGUGGCUCUGAGCUGGGGCCCGAGCCCCUGCCCCACCACCCACCACCAUUUGCACGGAUCAGCCUCCCAUGUACCCAUCCCUCACUCUUGCUGCUUUUCCGUUUGCCUAAUCACCAAGCAGGAGUUGCAGUCUGGUUUGCUUUAUUUUUGUAUAUGAAAUACUUGCCCAAAGCCCAGUCCUACCAUGUUCCAUAUUGGUUAGGGCAUUGGUUCCCUUAAAUGCCAUCCCCUCCCCACAUGUCAUAGGAAGCAGGUGAGGGCUGGUGCCCCUGGUUUGAGGCUAGAAGUUGGUUCCAACUUCACUUCCUCCCCUGCCUCAGUCCUCAGUAUGCCCUUCUGUGAAAUGGGUGUGUUGGGUGGCAGUGCCUCUGUACUGAGCACUGCUGGUGUUAGAGGGUGGUCCAGGUGGCUGGUGUUUGGGCCUCCAGCCUCCCACAGCUGCCUGUCACCCUCACUCUGCAAAGGGGUCAAGGUCAAAAUGAGCCUCAUUCCACCUCUGCUCUGGGAAGAGGUGAUGAUCCAGACCCCAACUUCAGUGGGAGGAGGGCAGGCUCAUCCCAUUUCAAAGAUGAGGAGCCCGGGCUCUGAGAGGCAGGGUCUGGAGCCCAGGCUGCUCUGGCCAUUUAGGAAAAGCCCCUUUGAAAGGUGGGGCCCAGGGCUUGGAGCUCCUGCAAGGCUGGUGGGCUGAUGAGCCAGCAUUCGGGGUGAGCACUGAGCCUGGGUUGGUACGAGAGGCUGGUAGGGUCCUUGCAGGGGAGGAAAUGGCUCCUGAAGGGACUGGGCCACUCGACCCUGCUGGUGUCUGGGGACCCAAACGGGCGGGCUCACCACUUCGUCCCACUUUUUUUUUUUUUUUUUUUUUUUUUUUUGCACUUCACCUGCACUGGGCAGUGGAGCCCGCUGUGCUGUCCCAUGUUGCAGCGCCCAUGCACUAGCCCACGGCAGCCUCUUCCGGGUUUGUGUGAAUUGAGGAAUCACUUUUAAAAGGACAAAAAGAAGUGUUUUUUUUUAAGGUUUUGUUUUGUUUUGUUUUUUUCUCUAUCUGCAUCUCCCAGAUUCCAAUAGCCCAGAUUUAGAGGCUGUGACUCCAGGAGGGUUUUGCUGACAGUCACCAAGAUGCAGCAAUGGGGAGACAGGUCUGGUGGGGCGUGAGGACCCCGCCUCCCAGGCCUGCAUGCCUCUCCCCUUUGGAGUCAGCCCUUCAGCAGUGAGCGCCAACUGUAUACAGGGCGUUGGUGGGCAAAGGGCGGUGAUGGUCCAAUGGGGCAGCUGCUUGCCAGAGGCAAGGAGACGGAGGCGUGGUGCGGAGCCUGCCCUUGCUUUGGGGACCCAGUGGAGAUGGAGACUUUUUGUUGGUUUUAAUUUAAAAACACAAAAGCCUAAAGAAAUAUGUAUCUUAUAAUUUUUUUUAAUUUUUGAAAAGCUCAUUUAAUGACUUGUGCACGAAUGAAUUCUAUAUAUAUAAUAUACAUAUAUAGCUCUAUAUUUGGGGAGGGGCGCUGUCUCUUUUCUCUCUUUCAUUUUAAAAUGAAGUGUCGUUGCCUUUGUCUGUGGUUCAACCAUCCAGCUCCCAGCUGGCUAAACUUUGCCUCCAGCGGUUAAAGAUAGGAUAAUAGCCAAGGAGGUGCGGCUCCAGUGGGGGGGGGGGUGUCCCCUGGGGAGUCCCCCAGUCCACUCCUGCCCCACCCCCUGCAGAGCUUGCGGGUGAAGACGGCUUGUUCGGGGUGUGGGUUUG
Choloepus didactylus (southern two-toed sloth) is the source of this 5751-nucleotide messenger RNA. RefSeq names its product chromobox 6 (gene CBX6). Bases 85 to 1332 code for a protein of 415 amino acids. Lineage: Eukaryota; Metazoa; Chordata; Mammalia; Pilosa; Megalonychidae. The transcript is spliced from 5 exons. The record is from RefSeq and is a predicted model, not a curated record.